UAAACAUGGACCUGUUAGGGUCUAUUUUAGGAUCUAUGCAGAAACCACCUACAAUGGGUGAUGCAGAAAAAAAGAAAGUCAAAGAACAGAAAGCAAGGUUAGAAAAACAUCAGCAGGCUGAAAAAAAGAAAUUAGACGAUUUCAGGGAAAAGAUUAGGAAGAGGAUUCAUGAGUUUGUAAAGGAUGGAAGCAAGCAGAAGUAUAGUUUUGAACCCAUGGACAAAUGUUUUCGAGCUAUAGUACAUGAGAUUGCAGAUGUGGCUGGAAUGACUUCUUUCUCAUUUGGACUGGAGGAGGAAGAUCGUUAUGUCAUGUUGUGGAAAAAGGAGUUUGCACCUUCUGAUGAGGAACUAGCUGCCUACAGGAAAGGAGAGGAUUGGGAUCCAGAUAAAGCAAAGGAAAUAGCCAAACAAAAGGAGAUGGACAGAUUGUCAGAGGAAGCAGAAUCAAGAGUAAAACAACCAAAGAUGAUGCCUGCUUCAAAUUACCAGGAUAAAUAUCGCCAUCUUAUUGGUGACGAGGCUGCGAAAAAGGCUGCAAGAACCACAACAGCAAACAAAGCUUAUGGAUUUGUGCCAAGUGAAAAUAAGAAAGACCACAGGACAAUAGAACAAGUACUUGCAGACACAAGAGCAAAGAAAAAACAGAAAACAGAAGAGGGACAAGAUGUCUCAUCAGGCAACCAAUCAGACGACAAUACAACUGAUGAUAAAGACUCUGUAGAUGUGGCAGUGUUAUGACCAUGAUGUAGUUAGAUACUCAGAAUGUAGUUAUAAUGUUUAAUUUUGUAUACCUGAACCGUUUUUUUUUAAUUUUUUUGUUGUUGUUUUUUUUUUUUCAUUUUUUUUUUCAGUUUCAAAAUCUGAAUAACAAUGUCACGCCAAGUCUGUAUCAGUCCAUUUUGAAAUUUCAGCAAAAUUGAAUUAAAUUUUCCCAUGGAAAAUGCUGAAGACUUUAGAAACCACUUUUUCAUCUCAUAUACAUAUAAGGAAGAUUUGAAUAUUCUAAUGUCCAUGAUUUUUUUAUUUCAAAAGCAGGGGAAUGACAAGGUAACAAAGGGACAUAACUCUUCAGACCUGGGAAUAUAGUGGCUAUCAAGCUGUGCAAGUUAAAUCAGGUUUCUGUUUUAAAAAAUGACAAUUAAUAUAAUAUACUAAAUAAUUUGAAGAAAAGUUUACAAGUUGUAAAGAAUAUUAAUAAUUUCUGGUAAUGACAACAAUAAUUCACUACUGAUUUGUACCUGUGUGUGUUGUCUUCUUAACGAUUCCUAAAUCCUGAAAAGGAUUACGAAACAUACUUCAUUACCUCAAAUCACAUUGAUUUUUGAAAGUGUGUAAAAAAUUAUAAAUUCAUCUUUAUUUAUUUUUCUAAUAGUAUCACUUUGUAUGAGUCUAUCCUGUGUUAUCUGAUAUUUCUUACAGAAGUAUGCAGUGGUGUUUUGUGUAACAUAAUUCAUAGUAAUAGAUAAGGCAACACAAAAAUAACAAAUGCUUUCUGAUAACACUGUUUUCAUAUUAAGGCAGAAAAUCAUGCAAUUAUGAAUAUCUACAGAUUUUUAUCUUUUUGGAAUAAACAAUAAUCAAUGUCCAAAUGAUCACUACCAGUAAGACUGCCCCACCUUAUCUAGUUAUACAUUGAGAACAUAUUUCUACACUGAUAUCACUUCACGUGUACAAGUGACCAGGUGAUUAAGCUGUCUCAAAAUACAAUUAAUUGAAUUCCGAUCAAAGUACAUGUAUAUCCUUGUUAACAAAUUGUGUGUGAUCAAAAUAUACUGUAUGUGAACUGUUUUAGCAGUAUUCUAACAUUUCAUGUUCAAGUCAUGUUGUCAAGUCAAAUUUGCAGUAAAAGUUCUCAGUUCUGUCACUGGGCAUAAAAAUACAACACAUAAAGCAUUUUAGAGUUGAACACUGUAUAAUACACACAGUACCAUGUACUGUUGGUUAGUUAGAAUGGUUUUCUCACUUAUAUAGUAAAGGAUGUUUCAUAAUAAACACGACUCGUCUUACCUGUAUUGUUGCUUUUUAAGGUCACAUCAGAAAUUACAGGGCGUAUCAGAAAAGUAUAUUACUGCUAAUUUGAAAAUUACUCUUGCUGUCUUUGCAUGAAUUUAAGGUGGUGCUAAUAAAUCUAACCCUACUCAGAGUGCUAGAAUUAAAAUGCUUUAAUUCAAAUACACAUAGCAUUCACAAUCAACAUCUUAAUAUCAGUAAUUAUAUUAAAAUGUUUUGGAAAAUAAUUACUGAAAGUAGUAUACAAGUCAAUGGAAUAUUCAAUUUUCAUUAUCCAAUUCAAUAUCCUCAAUUGUUAUGUUUGUAUUUU
Messenger RNA from Ylistrum balloti, 2322 nucleotides. Its product is annotated as sperm-associated antigen 7 homolog. Bases 6 to 740 code for a protein of 244 amino acids. Gene Ontology annotation, molecular function: nucleic acid binding. The record is from RefSeq and is a predicted model, not a curated record. The transcript has 7 exons. Lineage: Eukaryota; Metazoa; Mollusca; Bivalvia; Pectinida; Pectinidae.